Messenger RNA from Phycomyces blakesleeanus NRRL 1555(-), 1907 nucleotides. RefSeq lists its product as hypothetical. Gene Ontology annotation, molecular function: transporter activity. Bases 1 to 1719 code for a protein of 572 amino acids. Lineage: Eukaryota; Fungi; Mucoromycota; Mucoromycetes; Mucorales; Phycomycetaceae. Gene Ontology annotation, biological process: transport. The record is from RefSeq and is a predicted model, not a curated record. The transcript has 6 exons.
AUGUAUCAAACACACACUUUAAAUCAAUCAAUACUCACUACAGAACUAUGGAACCAAAAUAUCAAUAACUGGGGAUACGGUGAAGGUGGUUCGGGAUCAACAUUCCAUCCUAUUGCCAUUCACAUUGCAUUCAUUUGUACGAUCAUCAGCACCUGCAUCUCAUUCACAGCAGUUUGGUUCCAUUGGAAGAAUUACAGACAGCCGAGUCUACAACGACAAGUAAUUCGUAUUCUAUUAAUGGUUCCUGUGUAUGGAAUCAGUACGUGUAUUUCAUUAGUCUCCCUCAACACAGCAUUCUAUGUCGACACCUUUCGGGACAUUUAUGAAGCAUUUGUUCUCUAUGCCUUCUUCAAUCUCUUACUAAGCAAGUUUGGUGGAGAGAGAGCUCUUUUUGCCAAACUCCAUUCACGUCCGCCUUCUAAAAACGUCUUUCCUGGUUCACUUUGGUCCCGAGAAAUAUUCGUUGGAGAUCCUUACACAUUCUUAUUCGUCAAACGCAGUAUUCUUCAAUUUGUCUAUCUCAAACCAAUAUUGGCCAUCCUAACCAUGAUCCUUAAAGCCACAGGUAACUUUACCGAAGGCGAAGUGAGCUGGUCAAGUUCCUACUUUUAUAUUACCUUUAUCUACAAUCUCAGUGUCUGUCAAAGCCUCUGGUCUCUUCUUGUAUUCUUCUACGCUACCAAAGAAGAUUUGGUCGGAUUUCGUCCUUUUUCAAAGUUCCUCUGUGUGAAAUCCAUCAUCUUCUUUUCUUUUUGGCAAAGUGUGGUAAUCACAUUUCUAGUGUCUAUAGGUGUCAUUAAAGACUCUGGUCCAGGACAUAUUUCCGUCGCUAUCCAAGACAUUUUAAUCUGUGUAGAAAUGGUACCAGCUGCUAUUGGCCAUUUUUACUCUUUUACAUAUAAAGAAUAUUUAAAUCCAGAUGUACAUACCGCACGAAUGCCAUUACGCGUGGCAAUAAGAGACUCUAUUGGCCUUAAAGAUGUAUUGAUGGAUUCUAGAGAUACAUUCUACGGAGAUCGAUUCUGUUAUCGAGCUUUUGAGCCAGCCGUCGGAUUACCUCCAAGUGGCCCCACUCGGGACUCACGGCUCAUGGCCGGACUCCGUUAUUCAGCCAGCUCGGCAAAGAAAUACUGGGUGAAGCCAGUACAGCCAUCAAUGUACAUAAGUACGCCAAAGAGAGGUGUUAAUGACGAACAGAUGCUUGAAGAUGAAGAAAACGAGGAAGCGUUGAGAUUUGACGAUCCAAGUGCCUCAGAAGAUGUAGAGGAGCUAUAUGAACAGAGCAAGAAGCUUCCAUUUGGAGAUUCAAAUUAUCCAGUUAUUGACUUUUGUAUCCCCUUAUCCCAUCAAGAAAGAAGAGGGUUUGGCUAUGGAAGUAUUGGAGCGAUAUCCGGGAAAAUCCAGCAACACAUCAUAGGCAGCACAGAGCGUACUCAAUCAACCGACAAUGAGGCAGAAGAGAGUGAUAGCGACGAAAUAUUACCAAGAGAAGGGUGUAUUGAUGUGGUUGUAAAAGGAGAAGAUGAAUAUGUUGCACAGGAAGCUUUGGAACCUGGAUCAAAUAAUCUGCAGUCUCCCACCGUAGAGCACACUUUUGUCCUUGCUUCGGAAUCAGGCGAAGUGGAAAUUACUACAGAACCAAAUACAUUGAUUUCGCCAACCUCGUCUAUUUCUGAAACAAGUAUAAACAAGAAUGGGCAAACUAGUAUAAUCAAAUAACCCAGAUUUCCUUUUGGAAGCAGACUGUCUACAGGACAGAGAUUUAUACACACAUGCACAUGUUUAUGUAUGUAUGUAUAUUGUAAAUAGAAAUAUUAAUGUUUCUUUUAAUUUACUUUUUAUUUUUCCUCUUCUUUCAUAUCGUAUUGUAUUAUAUUUUAUUUUAUAUAUAAAUGUAUGUAAUGUAU